UUGCUGGCUUUUUCCAUUGUAAUUUAUGAAUGCAUAUUUGGAAAUGCAUUCAUUAAACGGAACAUUUCAUGAUUAAUCUUGUCCGAGAUAAUCGUGAAAUUGGCACUUUUCAAACAUUGCGAAUCCCGUCGUAUGAUCCUCGUACAUAUUAAAAAUUCAAAUUUCUCUUCAUCGUUGAUUUCUUGGGUCACGUAGAUAGGAAAUUGCGUAUAUCGAGUUACACCAAAGUAAGAAUUUCGUAGCCGACAAAAAAAAUGAUUUUCCUGGUCAGUCCAACAAAUAUUUAUCAUGUUAGCGUGCCAACUGUGUCGAUGCCUUCUUAAACGAAGUACCACCUUAUAAACAGAACCGUUGCUUGGCAGAAGAAUUUGGUAUAAAUGGCUGGCUUUCUCUUUCUCACUAUUUUUGGUGUCAGCUUUCUGUGGUUGCCUGGCGAAGGGCAACUACAAGCCCCUUCAGCUGGUAGCACUUUGGUAUUUACAAAUGGAUCAACUGCAAAGAUUACCUGGCCGUAUAAAGCUGAUAUAUCUAAAUUGAAUUUUCGGAGUUGGUCCUUCAUCAGCAGUAAAACGAAAAAGUUGGAAACGCUGGCAACUAUAGUGGGGAAUGGUACGAGCGUUACGAAAUCUGCGAGUAGCUUGCACGAUUUUGAGAUUGAAACGCCCACCACCUUGAUCCUGAAGAAUAUCGAUGUCACUUACGACGGAACAUACCAGUUUGUCCUAACACCCAGUCGCGAUGCUGUAUCUAACGUUGUCGUUUAUAUCGCAGAAAAACCAACCGUGAAUUUAAACUGUUCCAGUUCAAUCAUCGUAAAUGCAGGAGACAAUGUCAGAUGUGUCUGCAGCGGAGAAAAUGGAAACCCAUCACCAAAUGUUGCUUGGUAUAAAGACGAUAUACGAAUUGGCGACUUCCAACUCAAACAAAAUUUGCUCACCAUUAUUAAUGUCCGUGAAAAAGACAGUGGGACUUAUAAAUGCGUCGCCCAAAGUCACGUCAAUGUAACAGAUGAAAAAUCAAUCAAAGUUGUGUUAAAAGGUCACAACAAUUCACAGCAAAAGUCGUAUAAUGACAGUCGGACUAUUUGGUAUAUUCUGGUUGUUUCACUUGUAUUUCUCGGUGUCGUUAUUGGGUAUAUCUCUUUGUUGAUAAUGUUCUGUAAACUUCGACGACAGUUCAAAGCUGUAGACAGCGGGAGCGAACUGAAUAUUCAUAGAAAACGUAACGGCACAGAUGUCUUACGAUCGGGCGUUGUUAAUAGUUUACGAAAUGUCGGUGGAAGUUUCGAUGCUUACGCAAGGAUGACUUGAUCUAAACAGCGAUAGC
This is a messenger RNA of Dendronephthya gigantea, 1326 nucleotides long. Its product is annotated as tyrosine-protein kinase-like otk. Gene Ontology annotation, cellular component: adherens junction. The coding region runs from base 378 to 1310 and encodes 310 amino acids. Gene Ontology annotation, biological process: heterophilic cell-cell adhesion; homophilic cell-cell adhesion. The record is from RefSeq and is a predicted model, not a curated record. The transcript is spliced from 5 exons. NCBI's taxonomy places the organism in Eukaryota, Metazoa, Cnidaria, Anthozoa, Malacalcyonacea, Nephtheidae.